AUGACCAGAACUAACAAAUGGACAGUCCACGAAGCUAAGUCUAACCCAAAAUACUUUUCUCAUAACGGGAACUUUGGCGAAUCUCCAAACCACAUCAAGAGAGGAGGAUGCKGGAAGGGCAAUUGGGGCAAGGCAGGCGACGAAAUCAACGACUUGAUCGACUCUGGCGAGAUCAAGACCGUUUUCAACAAGGAUAGAAGAGGUUCUAAUUCUCAAAGCAAUGAGAGAAAGCUUUGCGACCUGCAACAAUUCCACAUUUGA
Molecule: messenger RNA, 261 nt
Organism: Saccharomyces eubayanus
Lineage: Eukaryota; Fungi; Ascomycota; Saccharomycetes; Saccharomycetales; Saccharomycetaceae
Gene: TMA10
Product: Tma10p
Exons: 1
Coding region: 1-261 (86 amino acids)
Source: RefSeq, a predicted model, not a curated record